This is a messenger RNA of Polychytrium aggregatum, 2475 nucleotides long. RefSeq lists its product as uncharacterized. The transcript has a single exon. Lineage: Eukaryota; Fungi; Chytridiomycota; Chytridiomycetes; Polychytriales. Gene Ontology annotation, biological process: protein phosphorylation. The coding region runs from base 192 to 2375 and encodes 727 amino acids. Gene Ontology annotation, molecular function: ATP binding; protein binding; protein kinase activity. The record is from RefSeq and is a predicted model, not a curated record.
CCCGCGGCGGCUUUGGCGAGGUCUUCAAGGCAUCCUACUUUGGCUCCGACGUUGCCGUCAAGCAGCUUCUGGCCAGCUACAGCGAGCGCGAAAUUGUCGAGUUCCGCCGCGAGAUCGACAUCUGGCACAAGCUCAACCAUCGCCACAUCCUCCCGCUCAACGGGGCCUGCGAUAUCUCGGAGCGACCCUUCAUGGUUUCGCCUUUCAUGCCCAACGGCACCCUUCACAACCAUGUGACCGAGCCCGGCCACAGCCGUCCCUUGGCCGAGAAGCUCAGAUUGAUGUACCAGGUGGCCUCGGGAAUGACCUAUCUCCAUGGCAAAAACAUUGUCCACGGCGAUCUCAAGCCCGCCAAUAUCCUCCUCGACGUUGGAUACCGCGUCGUCAUCUCUGACUUUGGCUUGUCUCGCACCAAGUACACAUCGUCCACCGCAAAGCGGGUCAAGUCGGAUGCAGGCGCCGGGGGCACCUUUGAGUACAUGGCACCCGAGAUGCUGGAUGAAGAGGACCCCUGCGGCGCCAACAAGAAAACCGAUGUCUACGCCUUUGCGAUCAUGUUUUAUGAGGUGCUCGGCGAUGGACGAAGCAUAUGGGUUACCAACGACGGCCAGCCGAUGCGGGAGAAAGCGAUCGCCCUCCGGAUCGCCCGGGGCAAGCGACCGCUGCGAUUCGAUGGCAUCCCGGACGAGAUUUGGUCGCUCAUCGAGCACUGCUGGGACCACGAUCCCGAUCGCCGCCCCGGUUUCGCCGAGAUUCUUGGGGUUCUGGAGGACUACAAGAACGAUGCCCCGCCUGAUAAGGGCCACAUUCGCAACCACCCCUCUGUCGGCAGCUCCAUUUGGAAUACCCUGUCCCUGGACCGCCCCUCGGAUGGCAGCGCAUCCCUCGAUCGGCCCUCUGGGGAGCCCGCGUCAAGAAAUCCUCUCUCUGCACCGGCUUCCGCAUCGGUCUCUGGAUCUGCCUCUGUGCCUGCCUCUGCUUCUGCCUCUGCCUCUGCCUCUGCAUCUGCAUCUGCCCCGGCCCCUGUAGCAGCAGCUCUGAGCGACCGCAGGCGUCUCCUCACAAAGCCGUCGUUUCAUUCAGACGACUCGUGGGCCAGGAGAACAACCGAUCUGUUGCUGGAUCUCCAGUCUGAUCCCUCGGACUCGAUCGCCCAGUCGCCCAGCCGCCCCCCGUCAACGCGGAGCGGGGUGUCGGGCCUGAGCAACACACUCCACCGCGAUGGCUCUGCUUGGAGCGAUGCCGACUCGAUACACGGCAACGAGCAGCCGAGUCGACCCGCUUCAAGCCAGGGCACCGCGGGGCGGAUGUACGAGAGGCUUGUCUCGUUCGAUGACUCCGAAGCCGGCUUCCAGCUCGGCUGGCUCUACCUCACUGGCACGGGAGUUCAGCAGAGCGACCGGGAUGCCUACAUGUGCUGGAAGCAAGUCUUCACGCGAUCGACCGAUCCCAUCCACAAACCCAUCGCAACCUUUAUGAUCGGCUGGCUGUACUACCUCGGCCGCGGACUCCGCCAAGAUAAGCAAAAGGGAAUCGAGUUUAUUCGGCAGAGCAAAACCGCAGAGUUUGAUCUUGGAGAAGAAGAAGUCAUGUCCCCCGAGACUCCAAUCUCGUCCAAAUCGGCCGCUGCACAGACGCUGCUUCAGCUGUGCCUGUUUGGCGCAGAUCAAGACUGGCUCUGCAACCACUUGGCCGCCAUAUGCCUCGCCUCUGGAUUUGGCACCGCCAAAGAUCCGCACAGAGCCUUCCAGAAGCUGCAGGCGUUGGCCAGUCAGGAUUAUGAUAUCAGCCAGUAUUGGCUCGGGGUCUGCUACGGCAAAGGGUGGGGCGUGUGUGCCGACCACGAAAAGUUCUUCCAGUGGUGCCGCAAGUCUGCCAACCACGGCAACGCCUACGCCCAAGACAUUGUCGGCCGAUGUUACGAGCAAGGCUGGGGCGUGAGCCGUGAUCCCUCCCGAGCCGUCGAGUGGUAUCAGGUCUCGGCCAAGCAAGGAAACCGCUACGGCCAGUACAGCCUCGGCCUGUGCUAUCAAGCUGGGACGGGCAUCGCCAAGGACGAGGUAGCAGCCGUGCGGUGGUGCUUCAAAUCAGCCGAGCAAGGGUACGACCACGCCCAGUUCAGCCUGGCGAUCUGCUAUCGGAACGGCCACGGAGUGCCUCGAAGCUUUACCAAGGCUGCCGAGUGGUGCACCAAAUCGGCAGAGCAGGGAAACUUGGACGCGCAAUGUAUCUUGGCCUCGUGCUUCGAGAAGGGCACCGGGGUUAGCCCGAGUUUUGAAACGGCUGCGUAUUGGUACGGGAGGGCAGCGGCAAGAGGCCACCGCGCCGCGAUCGAGAGACUGCAGAAGCUCCGGAUGCGAGGCCUGGUGGUUUAAAAUGGAUGACUUGACUGUCCAACGUUGACACAGGGAGCCUGCUUUUGUUUCAAUAAAAGAGCGAAUUUAUGCAAUCGAGGGGACGUCAAAGCCGCUGCCG